Molecule: messenger RNA, 1096 nt
Organism: Misgurnus anguillicaudatus (oriental weatherfish)
Lineage: Eukaryota; Metazoa; Chordata; Actinopteri; Cypriniformes; Cobitidae
Gene: tmem203
Product: transmembrane protein 203
Biological process (GO): intracellular calcium ion homeostasis
Cellular component (GO): endoplasmic reticulum
Source: RefSeq, a predicted model, not a curated record
UUCGGAUCUCCGUCGGAAGGUAAAUAGCUCAUCUCAGCUAGCUGUUGUUUAUCACAGCUGCAACAUCCGUCGCUGUCAGCCUAUCUAUUCAUUAAUGUCCAUUUAAAAAUGUAGCUUACUAUUAUAUGUUUGCCCACAAUCAUCAUUGGAACCGAUAAAUGUGAGGUUUUGACUCACUGAUGUUAUCUAAACUCCCAAAUGCCUCGGAAAUCAGUAGGUGGACCUGGUCCAUCUCAAAGGGCGCAUAAUGUUGCCAAGGCACUGGCACACUUCUCAAAGGAAAAUUUUUCUUAGAAUUUAUUUCUGUUAACGCAUUUUAAUGCUUCUCUUCACUAUCGGUCUCAAGUGCUAGUUUGUCCCCACUACAUAAAACCGCAGCCGUGUAACAAUGCUGUUUUCUCUGCGAGAGCUGGUGCAAUGGCUAGGCUUUGCCACGUUCGAGCUGUUCCUCCACCUGGGUGCGCUGCUGGUCUUCAGCGUGUUAGUGGCACUGCACAUGGAUGUAGACAAGAAGACUUUGGAGAUGAGCUGGUGGCUGGUCUUUUCACCCUUGUUUGCCGCGGAUGGCCUCAGCACCUACUUCACGGCCAUCGUAUCUAUCCGCCUCUACCAGGAAGGAGAGAAGCGCCUGGCAGUGCUGCGUUUGCUGUGGGUCCUGACCGUUCUCAGUCUCAAGCUGGUCUGUGAGGUGCUGCUGUGCCAGAAACUGGCUGAACAGGACCAGGCCCGAGACUUGUGGUUCGGUCUUAUCGUCUCUCCGCUGUUCAUUCUCCUACAAUUGCUAAUGAUUCGUGCUUGUCGUGUUAAUUGAUAGUACAAACUGUCCCCAUGCCAAUGGACGUGUAUGAAUCAAAUGGACAUUAAAACCAGGAGCAGCGAAUCAUUGUGACACCAUUUUUAUCUUUUCAAAUACAUUUCUGGCUCAAACGUGUAAACAUGGCAACACUGCAUCAUAUUAAAUGCUUAAAAGUAAUGUGCAAUUUUUGAUUUGUUAUUAUUAUUGUCUAAAGUGCUUUGAGAGAUUCGAUGUUGAUUUAUCUGUGUUGAUCGCCUUUUAUCGUUGUUUGUAUAAUUGUAAAUAAACCAUUAACAUUCA